AUGGCGCGACGACCUCCUUCACCACUGCCGAUAUCAACAGGCGAUGAAGCCACGUUGAGAAGGACAUCUACCGAAGGCUCCAAUCCGAAUGUCUUCAGUGACGAAUAUGCCCUUGACCCUUUCGAAUCUAUAAACGAUCUCAGCCGCACAGCUUCAAUCGACAGUCGACCUGAGCAUCUGACACUGAGCCGCAGUGACAAUGCACAAAGUGGUCCGCGAGAGUAUAUACCUCCAGGGCUUCCUGGGAAGCCAUCGGGUCUCAAUCGUCUUUCCUCCGGAAGGGCGACCCUAACCGACGCAUCCGUCGAUCCUCAUCGAACCCUGUCCCUUUCGUCCCGUUCCAUUGCCGAUACCCAAAGAACACUCAGCACCUCCUCUCGGUUUUCCAUGCCAAGGGCUCAAAGUCCUUACCGCGGACCGACCGCACCGAGUCAGCCAUAUGGCUUAUAUCCCCAGGCUACCCGUGCCUCCAGCAUUGCGAGUGAAUCCACGAUCAGGCCUAUGGAACGCCCAUUCAUCCCUCAAGGUGGUCCUGAACACCCGUAUUCGAUGUACCCUCAAAACACCGUCCCCGAAGAAGUUGAUGAUCCGGAACCACAAGUGGGUCUGGGCUUCCCAGGUCUAGUCCAGGCGUACCAGCCAGCAACGGACUUGCCAGGAAAUGACGUCGGCGAUAUCGUGGGAACAGACGGGCAUAUCGAGCAACUGCCUCCAUACAGUCGAUAUGCGGACAACGUUGUUGCAAAGGGGGACAUGGCCAGGAUCGACACAAACACAUCGCGCGUCAAUGCAGACUCCACCCUCGAGCCUCCUUUGCAGCCUGCUGCGUCUUCUGCCUCAGAAAUGGAACUGACGGCUGUCGGCUCUGAAUCAUCGACAGCAGAGAUUGCAAGAAAGGAAGGAUUAUCCGGAGACAAGAAGAGGAAGACAUGUUUCGGAAUACCGCUUUGGACUCUCAUCAUUCUAGCUGCGGUCAUUGUGUUAGCAGCCGUACUGGGUGGCGUCAUUGGUGGAAUCGUUGGAAAUAAAAAGGGAGCGGACCGAGCUAUUGCCUCAGGUGCAACGACUACCGUCUGGCUGGACGCUGACCCGGCAGAAACGGGUCCUUCGACACCCGCGUGUCCUACGGGCCAUUUCUCAGUCCCUCUAAAUCAAACACAGGAAAUCGACUCUUGUGUUGUUGACAGUACCUAUUCCCAAGUUUGGGGCUGUCUCGACUUUUCCAGGCUGGGAAUCAACUUCUUUGAAAGCGCCAGUGGCGGUCCGCCACUGUCGGUAGUGUUUGAUGACUAUUCCGUAAGGCCUCAACUUUUCAGAUACGGGCCACAGCCCCCGGAUUUCAACGGUACCGCUUUCACCAUGUCACCAUUCAAAGACAAAGAGGACGACGAACUUGGCGUGGCCCUGUUUUUCAGCGUUCUAUUUGAUAAGCUCAAUAUUUUGCCCUCUGCUGCUCUCACUCCGUCGCCUCACGAUAAGCGAUCUGUUGCUGCAACAGCGCUCGUGCGAAGAGACCCCGCGUGGACUGACGAGUACUUGAAUGUUGGCGAUCAGCCUUGGUAUUGCUUCUGGAAUUCCACCAUUAAUGAAUUUUGGGUGUUCUUGAGUCAAGACCUGGACAGUGACGGUAAUGCAUCCACUACAACUAGUAGCAUCACGUCUAUGACUAGCGCAGCCACCACAGCACCGCCUCAUGGGACCUCCGCUUCUCCGCCAACCCUUCAGACCGAAUCACCGAGCCGUGAUUCAGCCUUAACAACGCCAUAUCCCAGCGAGCCAACAGGAACAGGACCAUUGCCGAGCGUGAAACUGCGCAAGCUUCGCCGCGAGGCCUCGACUUCCGGUUCGUACGAUUUUCCGAAGCUGGUCAAGAUGGUGGAGAAGCGUAAACCCGAGAACAACGUACAGCCAUACUGCCAACAAAUGCAAGUGCUCAACAACUGGCAAAUCGUGGCAAUACCAGGCGUGCCCACGAUCCCCAUCGAGGAAAGUGAAUACAGUCCCGCAGCCGCGCCUACUGGCGGGAGCAAAAGGGCCGUGCGCAGACAAUCGUCGGACACCGUUCAACAGCUUGGGUCCAACUGUGUGUGCGAGUGGUUCAGUGUUUAA
This is a messenger RNA of Capronia epimyces CBS 606.96, 2109 nucleotides long. RefSeq lists its product as uncharacterized. NCBI's taxonomy places the organism in Eukaryota, Fungi, Ascomycota, Eurotiomycetes, Chaetothyriales, Herpotrichiellaceae. The record is from RefSeq and is a predicted model, not a curated record. The coding region runs from base 1 to 2109 and encodes 702 amino acids. The transcript has 3 exons.